AUGCCAGGCCAGUGCUAUUCCCCCAUUUCCCGUGCCAGGAUAGCUCAGAAAGCCAUGACAACCCCAUAUCGACAAGUCGCCGCAGCCCAUGGAUGUUCUGUCAGCACCGUCUCACGUCUUGUGACCCUGUACCACCAAACCGGCAAUACCUCUCCCACUGUUCGGCCUGGACCCUCUUCACGAUUCAAUGAACGCACCCUUUGUCGAAUCAAAGCUGUUAUCCUUCAGAAUCGUCGUAAAUCACCUCGAGAACUUGUCAGCCUUCUUGGGGCUGAAGAAAUCAAGAUUUCGCUCACUACUCUUCGAGUCUAUAUGAAGCGUAUGGGCUUCAAACAAUGUGUAGCUCGCAAAAAACCAUUCCUUGACAGUUGUGCCAAACGUCUCCGUCUAUCCUAUGCAAAAAAACACGCCAACGAUACUUUAAACGAGUGGCAUCGUACUAUAUUUGUUGAUGAAGUGUGCUUGAAGCUCAAUUGGACUACCAGAUGGAGGGCAUAUGGAGGUGGAAGGAUUGUGGAGGAUAAUGUGAGAGUCCAUACUUGUGGGGAAAAUCGUGACCAAGGGAAGAAACAAUGUUUCAAGUAUACCAAGUUUCAAGCAAUGAGAGUAAUGCAUGCAUGA
This is a messenger RNA of Tremella mesenterica DSM 1558, 621 nucleotides long. RefSeq lists its product as uncharacterized. Gene Ontology annotation, biological process: DNA integration; DNA transposition. The record is from RefSeq and is a predicted model, not a curated record. Bases 1 to 621 code for a protein of 206 amino acids. NCBI's taxonomy places the organism in Eukaryota, Fungi, Basidiomycota, Tremellomycetes, Tremellales, Tremellaceae. The transcript is spliced from 3 exons. Gene Ontology annotation, molecular function: DNA binding.